Molecule: messenger RNA, 2163 nt
Organism: Carcharodon carcharias (great white shark)
Lineage: Eukaryota; Metazoa; Chordata; Chondrichthyes; Lamniformes; Lamnidae
Gene: sowahab
Product: sosondowah ankyrin repeat domain family member Ab
Exons: 1
Coding region: 132-1973 (613 amino acids)
Molecular function (GO): protein binding
Source: RefSeq, a predicted model, not a curated record
GGAGGAAGAAGUCAGCGCAGGUCGAAUCAGUCUUAUGACAGCUUUGGUUAGCAGGGCAGUGCAAACGUAGAAAAGCGGGGGACACUGGAGUUUUUUUUUUCUCCUCUUCCUUUAGUACAGGUGAAGGGCGAAUGGAACCAAUUCUGAGCCAAGAGGUUGUGAUUCAGUUUCUAGUGGAAGCUGGAGGUAAAGUCAGGAACUCGGAGCUGCUGCAGAACUUCAGGAAUGAGUUGGCACAGAACGAUGCGCAGAGAAAGCGAGAAGCCCGGGAGCUCUUCAAAAGGUUUAUUAAUAACGUGGCCGUGGUGCGCGAGGAGGAAGGAGUCAAGUUUGUGGUCUUGAAGAAAAAAUUGCAGCACCUGAUAGCCGCUCAGCCAACUCCCUCACCGGCUGCAGGGCGAGAGAAAGAGGAAGGAAAUGUGGGGAAGACGUUAGGGAAGGUGGAGAGUUUGGGGAACUUGGUGGAAGCUGGCGAGGCCACGGGGGGCUUCCAUGAGCCGGGGGCUCGACGGAAUUCAGCCCCUUCUGCUCUGACAGCCGGUCAUGUUGGAGCCCUGGGCGGCCUGCCAGCUCCUCUGGAAAACCGGAGAAACGCCGAGACCGAGGCUGUACCCCCUGCUGCAAAACACCACCACUCAGAGGCGCGGGAGUGGGAGAACUCGACUGAAUCCCACAGCCUGCACCGUGCCAAGAGCGAUAGCCUUGAACAGGUCAUGGAGAAUCAACAUUUGAAAUUGGAUAAUCUCCCCGGGGAACAACACGCUUCUGCUGAUGAGGGUUUAUCGGGGGAGGGUGCUCCAACCUCUGCAUGCCCUGCCCCAUCUGCACAAGUUCCAGGUGGGGGUAAUGCUGAGCCUACCACUGAUAUUGUUCCUAAGCCUGACCACUUGGUUUCUCUUCCCCCUUCCCCCACCGAUGACAGCAGUUCAAGCUUUGAACAAAAGAUCGGAAACUAUGAAGCCAAGUCCAGUGAUGUUGGCACUCCAGGAGUUCCAAAGGCUACAUCAACCCAAAAGCCCAAACCAUAUAUGCACCCCCUUCGCCUGCCUCCAGACUCCAAUAGGUAUGGUAAUUGCCACAACCACCAUCAAGAUAAGAAGAAGGGUUUGGAAGACGUUGUUCCAUUCAAGAAUGGGUGCCCGCUAGUUUCAGGUGACCAAGAUGCCUCCAAGACAUCUAAAAUGAAAAGGAGCCAGCCAACAGAGAUGGGUUCACCUCAUUUAAAGAGAGCUUCUAAGUUUUUGAACUUGCCUGAAGAUGCCCGUUUCUCUGAUCAAGUCCCCCUGGAUCCUAUUGAGCACGAGUGGAUUGUGAAAACGGCCUUGGGACACUGGACCCAAGUGUCAGGGCUGUUGCUGAAAGACAGUUAUUUGGCGGAGAAGAAGGACUUCAUGUCUGGCUUCACAGUUAUCCACUGGGCAGCAAAAUCUGGCAACAGUGAAAUUAUGUGUUGGAUCAUUGAUACAGCUGAGGGACAUGGCAUUAAAAUGGAUAUCAACUCCAAAGCAUAUGGUGGUUACACACCGCUACACAUAGCUGCUAUACAUGGCAGAGAGAAUAUCAUUGUUGAGCUGGUACAAAACUAUGGAGCAAGAACAACUCUAAGGGAUUACAGUGGCAAGAGGCCAUACCAUUACUUAAAUAAGGAUAAUUCUGUCAAGGUGAGGCAGUUGUUAGGGGACCCAGAGCCUUUCAUCAGUGAAUCUAUUCCUCAUAAAAGGGGGUCAAAGGUGGCAUCUUCCAUCCUGAGCAGCACCAACACUCUCCUGGGUGCAUUAGCUGAUGAUAUGAGCUUUCAGGAGUUUUCCAAGUCAUUGAAAAAAACAAGUAAUCUAAGCAAGUUCUUUACUGCUCCAGUUGGGCACAAGAAAAGAGCUAAAAUGCGCAUGAACUUUACUUCACUUAAUGAAGAAGAAGAAGAGCGAGAAGAAAUUGUUCUGAAGCAUCGACCUGUGACUGAAGUGUUCUUCUGACUUUAGUCAUUUUUAACAUGAAUGCAAUGGAUCAAUGGGGAGCUGCUUCUGGUGCUGUGUUAAUAGGUGAUCUUUGGGUGAUUUGUGGGUCAAAAUGUAAUCUUAUGCACUAACCAAGUUUAAAAAUUAUUAUUAUGCUGCUCUUUAUGCAUAAUAAAUAAGUAAAUGAUAAUAAACUUUUUCAUUUCUU